This is a messenger RNA of Athalia rosae (coleseed sawfly), 3202 nucleotides long. Its product is annotated as ras-associated and pleckstrin homology domains-containing protein 1-like. Bases 1016 to 3202 code for a protein of 728 amino acids. The record is from RefSeq and is a predicted model, not a curated record. The transcript is spliced from 2 exons. Lineage: Eukaryota; Metazoa; Arthropoda; Insecta; Hymenoptera; Athaliidae.
GUCGCUCUCUGACGCAGGUGGACGUCGAUUUUGUCAUCCGCGAAGGUUUCGGGUCAACGUACGAGUGACUGCGAGAUGUGGCGGUACCUAAAGUGACCGGAGCAGGCCACUUCGGAGGCACACCUGACCCCGAUUCUCGCGCGGCGUGUACGUUCCAUUCCGUUUGACGCACACGGGAGGAGAUGGAGUCGCGUGCAUGCACGUGAUGUGCUGGACGUGUGUUACCUACCUACAUACCUUCGAAUGCGAUACGUAGGUAGGUGGCUUGGAGAGAUACCGAUGCGGUAGACUGAAGCGUAUCAACAACGUACAUACGCAUUCCCCGGAGAUCGAAGACUCCCUCUACCUGCUCCACCUUCUUUAUCUUUCCUCGGCUCUUUUAUCGGCAUCGUGGAAACACGAUGUGACACGCGUAUCCCUGUAACCGUAACAAAUUCUUUGUUAAUAUCGCGUUGCCGUCGAGCUUUUCGUUGGAGUAUAAUCAAUCGAAUUUGUUAGCCACGUAAUGGUCCCGCACGCAGAGGUAUUAUUACAGGUUUAUAAGCCAUGGAUUAGCUUUCCGACGGUAUCGUCGUUAUUGGUAUCGGCGAGGAAAUUUCUUCCUGAGGGAAAACGUCGGUUUUUUUUUUUUUUUGGAAAAUUAAACGAAUCGAAAUAAACCGAGUGGCGAAGCGGCGUCUGUUACCAUUGUUAUUCGUUGGUAAUUACCCGCAGCUCCGAAAUAUUCGUAUUCACGACGCGUCAUGUGUCGGCAUCAAAAUCACCUGAAACUAAUUGGGCAACUAAUUGGUGUUAAUUGGUCGGGGUAUUACGAAGGUGACGCACUUUGGCCCCGCCGUCUGGUCUACCCUUAGAUUUACCGUUGCGGGGUGGUGAAAGGCCCAACCUGCACUACCGGGGUACAUAUAUAAGACGUUGAAACCGAUCGUCCCAGAAUUAGUUCGACUCGAAACCAAGGUCCCUUUCGGAAGUGAUCGUGAAACCCGGACAAAAUUGAAACGAUCGAACGCCAGCGAUGGCUAAAUUCUUGCUCUUGAACAUUUUUCUCUUGUCUCUCGCCACCUGCGGCCUGACCAUCAACAUCAGGGACAUUUUUGGUUUCGGUUAUCCGCGUUUCGCGAAACCCGAGGAACGCCAAUCCGUCGAAAUCAUACGAUGGCGUCAACCCGUGUGCAUAACCGCAGCUCCGGGGGUCCUACCUUGCCUCGUAGGUUUCGCGGACCAUCAACGACCCGUGCAAACCGAAGAGGAGAAUGUCGGCUACGAACCGGAACAGAUCAUCGAUUUGAUCGACAUCAAAUCGCAGUCGCCGGUCAAGGAAGAUCUGAAAACUUUCUGGUCGAAGCACGACAGCGAUCUGGACGACCUCAGCUUGGAAUCAAUCGAAAUCGAUCCGCCUCACCUGACGAAGAGAUCGGCACCGAAACUCUAUUCGCCGAAAGUGGUGAGAUACGUGAAACUGGAAGACAUGGGUGAAUCAACCCUCGAGAAUCCGGCUUCGCAAAGCGCGAGAGGUGGAAGGUAUCUGAGAGUGGCUCCGCAGAUGGGGAGGGCCACCUACAGAGAUCCUAAUUAUGACGUGAAGAUCGUCGACUCCCCAGUAAUGGCGAAUCUCGUUGCUCAUACCUGUCUUCCCGAUAUCGGUAUUCCCCUCUGCUCCGAACUGGGUGGCUCUACAACGAUACCGAUCGCCCCGAUUCCCCUACCUUCGAAACCUGUGCUGCCUCUCCCGUUGCCCCCGAACCCUCUUCCUUCUAUCCCCGCGCCUUCGAAACCCCUCAUUCCUCUUCCUGGAUUUCCCUCCCUUUCCUCCCUGCCUUCUAUCCUGCCGCUUCCUUCUCUUCCCAAUGUCUCGAGCCAGGUGACGCUCAACAUUAGCAAUUCAAUCGGUAACUUGACUCCGCUGCAGUUGCCGGGUCAGGCUGUGAUCCAGAGUAUCGGCGAUUACCUGAACAAACCGACGGUAGUGCAGAGUAACGGAGAACCGGAAAUAAAGCCGGUGAUAGUCGUGCAGCCGACCUCGUCGCCCGGAAUUUUGGCCGGUAUCAACGCAUUUCUGGCACCGAACGGGAACAAUUGGUUCAAUCCGCUUGCCGGGAAUCCACUCAUCGGUUUGGUGAAUCUGUCGGCGCUGCCGGUUUUCUCGCCACUUCCGGGGAUACCCUCGUUGCAGGAAAUUUUGCAGAGACCGGAAAACGAAAUUUCCAGGCCUCCGGGUCUCCUGGGUAUCUUGGGAAUUCCGAACAACCAGAGUCCGCCCCCCAGCGCGGGGCCGCCGACCGAGAAACCGGGAAUUUUUGGCGGUAUCUUCUCGUCGCCCAGCCGACCCACGGCCCUCGAAGAUGCCACGAACCCCACGCGACCGACCCUCCUAGGCGGCAUAGGGAACAUCUUCAAUCAACCCACUAACCGACCUCUCGUGAUCGAGAGACCUGACGAGAAUCCCAUAGUCGUUGAACGACCCGUUUACGUUGUCGAACAACCGGUGACUCAGGGACUCCUCGACAUUUUCCAGAAACCAAAUCGACCGAUAAUAUUGAACACCACGAAGGAACCGGAGGUCAUCAAGGAUCCGACUUACGUUCUUCAGAGACCCACGGAAAAUCCGUUGACCGGCCUCCUCGGAAAUUGGAACAUCUUCAACAGGCCCACUACUCAAUCUCCACCCCCCGUCGUGAUAAUAGACAAGGAACCAAAUCCUGGUCGUCCAACCGUCGUUAUCAAUACACCACCGCAGAAUUACAGUCCUGCGAUAAUGCCAACAAACCCUCAACUACCAGCUUUUCCGGUAAAACCGGGUCUCGUGUCCUCGAGUUCUUCGAGCGUAUCCUCGGCCAGUUCCACAUCAAGCGUAAACGGUAUAUCGAAUUCUUUCGCCGCGUCAUCCGCAAGUUCCGUCGUAAAUCCUCUAGGACCGUCCUCCUCUUCGUCGUUGGCGGUUUCUUUGGCUUCCUCCGCCGCCAAAAAGGGAGAGGAUUCCGCAAAGACAGUGGACGCUGUACCGCAAACGAAUUUGGAUUCGGAAAAUAGCGGUUUGCGGGAAGGUGGCGAAUCGAAAGCCCCGAUUCGCGACGUCCCGGAAGUAGCGAAAGUUCAAGGAUCGAAGGAAAAGAUUUUGCCGGAGGGACAAGCGGCGGAGGGCGAUAAAUUCAAGGACAUCGAUGCGGUCCCGAUCGACGAACAAGUGCACAACGAGGCUUGA